AUGCUACACGGUCGUCAUAUCAAAAGUCUUCUCACAGAGACUUUAAACCCUGUUCAGACGCAACAUUCGAUUCAGGAAGCCCUUCACUCUUCGCUGCUGAUAUCAUCCGAUAAUGGAGCGAUAAUCUCGUAUGCGAACACUGAACCUUCGUCUGUGGGAUACAAUAGCUCUAUAAACAAUCUGAAGAUGAUGGCUUUACUAAUCAAGGACAAGUGGAGCGAAGAUGAGCGAGAUGUGAGCGAGCAAACUACCGAAUGCUGCUAUACGUACGAUCUCGAAAGGGAAACCACCAGAAUUUACACAUACGAGCUUGAAGACCUGCAUUCGUGUGUAGCACAACUGCCGCGUAGCAAUUUGCUGCUGUUGUUCAUUGCAAACCCCAACUAUCCAUAUGGACUCAUGGUACUGAAAAUGAAGUACGCAAUCGGUGCUUUCAAGGACAUGUUUGGAUACAAGCUAGACUAA
Messenger RNA from Lachancea mirantina, 465 nucleotides. The record is from the annotation of a GenBank genome assembly. Lineage: Eukaryota; Fungi; Ascomycota; Saccharomycetes; Saccharomycetales; Saccharomycetaceae.